UUGCUCGUCCUUCUGGCUCUGUCUCCGGUCCUCGGUCAGGCCUCUUCCGCGCAGGGCACCCACGAGGAACAGCAGGCUCCCGCACCGCCGGUCCUUCCUACUCCCGAGCGCCUCGCCCGCGUGCUCUCCCUCGAGGACGCGCGAUCCUUCGGCGACGGAUGGCUCCGUGACCGGGUUUACGACCCCGACCCCGAGGUCAGGCGCCGGGCGGUGCUGGCCCUCGGACGUAUCGGCCGCCCGGACGCCGUCGAACCCCUGGUCGCCGCCCUCACCGCCGACGCAGCGGGCGCCGUUCGCUCCACCGCGGCUUUCGCACUGGGCAUCGUCGAAGACCCGUUACCGGAGGAGGCGGUCUCGGCGCUGGAGGCGGCGCUGCUGGACGCCUCCGGACGAGUUCGCGAAAAGGCGAUCGAAGCGCUCGGCCGGCGUGGCGGAGAACGGGCCGGCGAAAUCGUUACCGGCCACCUUGCCGAGCUGGUGGAGACCUCCGGCUACUCCGACCGGCGCGAGGACAUGGAGGCGUUCCGCCGGCGCACCUCCUGGGACGAAGCCAGACUUGGACUCUUCGCGCUGGCCCGAAUCCGGGACGACGGGGGAGACCCCGGUGACACUGCCGCAAUCCUCGGUCGCGACGGAUCGCCACGGACGCUCUGGUGGCCUUCUGCCUGGACCGCGGCCCGUCUCCGGGAUCCCGCUCUCGUGUCGCUGCAUCGCGCCUACGCCGGCUCACCGGACCCGGUCAUCCGGGCACUCGGCGUUCGCGGCCUCGGCUCGACGGGGCUGGCAGUGGCCGACGACCUCACCCCUGAGCUCAGCCACCCGAGCGAUACGGUAAGGAUCGAAGCGAUGCGCGCCAUCCGCGCGCUGGCGGAGGCCGACUUGCCGGUAGGGCCCACGACCGCGGCGAGGCUGUUUUCGGCGCUCGACGACGCGGUUCCGGCAAUCCGGCGCGAGGCCCUCGUGGGGCUGGCCAAUGUGCGCCACCCGGAAGUAAUGGAUGCCCUGAUCCAGCGGCUGCAAUCUCCCGAUCCAGAGGUGCGCGCCGGCGCCCUCCGAGCCAUUUACCCGCAGGACGAGGAGGGGUUCUUCCUGCUGCUCUCGGGGUGGUCGGAUCGCGACCCCGUCGGGAAAAUCGCCAUGGCCCGGCGGCUCCUUGAGAUUCGGGAUGCGCGCAUCCGCAAUUUCCUGCUGCGGAACCUGCUCACCGAUGAAGAUCCCAGCGUGCGUGCGGUCGCGCUCGCCGGGCUCGGCGAACUCGAGGAAGCCCUGAGGAGUGCCGGAGAGGGCAGCCCCGAUGUGGUCGCGACCCUCGCCCGGCACCUGCAAGCCGAGGAUCCCUACGAGCGUGCCGCGGCGGCGUCCGCCCUGGGGCGCCUCGAGACCGGGGGCGGGAGGCUCCGGGAGGCAUAUGCGGCCGACACCGCGGCAAUCCCCGACUUCCGGCUGGCCGCCCUGCGUGCGGGACUGGCCCAGGGGUCGGAAAACGACCGGAUCGAGUUUGCCAGACAAGCCCUGGCCGACCCGGCCUGGCCGGUCCGCCGCGAUGCUCAUGAGUUCCUCCGGCGCUCCGGCGAAGCGCCGGAAGAACCAGCCGCGGCCGAAACUCUCGACUCCGCCGACUACCGGGCCAUGCUGCAGGCCCCCUUCAGCCCGUUGGCGUGGAUCGAGACCGCACGCGGGGAGAUCGAGAUCGAACUUUUCAUCGGCGAUGCUCCCCGGACGGUCUCCAACUUCAUUCGUCUCGCUCGCGAAGGCUUCUACGACGGGCUGCGCUUUCACCGGGUGGUACCGAACUUCGUCCUGCAGGCAGGGGACCCGCGGGGCGACUCCUCCGGAGGUCCCGGCUACACGAUCCGUUGCGAGAUCGGCGAAGGCUUCUACAUGCGGGGAAGCGUCGGCAUGGCUCUGGACGGCAAGGACACCGGCGGCAGUCAGUUCUUCAUCACCCUGCUUCCCCAGCCGCACCUCAACGGCCGUUACACGCUGUUCGGGCACGUCCGGGACGGAUUCGCGGUUCUCGAUCAGAUCGAGCCGGGAGACCGGAUCCGGCGCAUUCGCAUCUGGGACGGCAUUACCCCGCCCCACUAG
Molecule: messenger RNA, 2088 nt
Organism: Geodia barretti
Lineage: Eukaryota; Metazoa; Porifera; Demospongiae; Tetractinellida; Geodiidae
Source: the annotation of a GenBank genome assembly